Coniophora puteana RWD-64-598 SS2 is the source of this 1069-nucleotide messenger RNA. Its product is annotated as nicotinate-nucleotide diphosphorylase. Gene Ontology annotation, biological process: quinolinate catabolic process; NAD+ biosynthetic process. The record is from RefSeq and is a predicted model, not a curated record. NCBI's taxonomy places the organism in Eukaryota, Fungi, Basidiomycota, Agaricomycetes, Boletales, Coniophoraceae. Bases 52 to 933 code for a protein of 293 amino acids. Gene Ontology annotation, molecular function: nicotinate-nucleotide diphosphorylase (carboxylating) activity. Gene Ontology annotation, cellular component: cytoplasm. The transcript is spliced from 5 exons.
GUCGUUCUCCGGUUUGCUUUUAGAUCACGCUGCACUUCACUACACCAAACGAUGCCAACUCAUUCGUUCGAGCAUCUCCUUCCAACGAGCUGGAAGUCUCAGGUUACGGCGUGGCUCGCAGAAGAUACUCCUUCAUUCGAUUACGGAGGAUACGUUGUGGGAGAGGUCGAGCGGGAGGCCCACCUUCUUGGGAAGGGGAAGACGCCUGCCGUCCUCGCCGGUCGUCCCUUUGUCACAGAAAUCUUUGCACAGCUUGGAUGCUCGGUUGAGUGGCUUCUGGAAGAGGGUGCAAUUUUCGAACCCAUUUAUCACGUUGCAACCGUCCGCGGUCCAGUCAGACAGCUACUACUCGGAGAGCGCGUCGCGCUCAACCUUCUCGCGCGGUGUAGUGGCAUCGCGACCAAGUCCAUGCGCAUCAAGGAUAUUGCGACCGGUCAUGGGUACAGGGGUAUCAUCGCUGGCACACGCAAGACGACCCCAGGAUUCCGCCUGGUCGAGAAGUACGGCAUGAUUGUCGGCGGCAUCGAUCCCCACAGGCACGAUCUUUCGAGUAUGAUCAUGCUCAAAGACAAUCACAUCUGGUCAUGCGGCUCGAUCACCGCCGCUAUCAAUGCUGCCCGUGCAGUCGGCGGCUUCAGUCUGCUCCUCGAUGUUGAGGUGCGUUCUGAAGAAGAGGCAGACGAAGCUAUCGAGGCAGGGGCCGACGUCGUGAUGCUUGAUAAUAUGGAAGGCGAUGCCCUUGCCGGCGCAGCGCGGCGCCUCAAGAAGAAGUGGGCGGGCAAGCGUUCGUUCCUUUUUGAGUCAAGCGGGAACAUUACGGAGGCGAACUUGUGCGAGCGUGCGAUACCAGAAAUUGACAUCCUAAGCACAAGUGCGGUGCACCAGUCCGUACAGCACAUCGACUACAGCCUCAAGAUCCAAAUGUCGGAGUAAGCAGGCACGGAGAAGGUUUUCGCGGCCGGCAGGCGCAUCUGAUCUGCCAACUUUUUAUGCAUAUCUAUGUUCGAAUGGUAAAGCACUGUUUAUAGAUAACACUGGAUCCAUGAUGCUACAAAGCUGGAUAUAAAUC